Anguilla rostrata (American eel) is the source of this 1923-nucleotide messenger RNA. It is a transcript of the gene stk25a, whose product is annotated as serine/threonine kinase 25a. The transcript has 11 exons. Bases 351 to 1625 code for a protein of 424 amino acids. Gene Ontology annotation, biological process: protein phosphorylation. The record is from RefSeq and is a predicted model, not a curated record. Gene Ontology annotation, molecular function: protein serine/threonine kinase activity; ATP binding. Gene Ontology annotation, cellular component: cytoplasm. Lineage: Eukaryota; Metazoa; Chordata; Actinopteri; Anguilliformes; Anguillidae.
CGUGUUCAUUUGUGUCCCUUCUUUGCAUUAAAAGAGGAGCGAGUCUCCAGAUAAGAAUUAAAAAUUGAUACACAAACCUGAAAAUCCAUUGACAGCUGCCGCUUUGAUACAUGGAGUCACACAAUACUUAGAUAGUCUUUCGGCAGAGCUGCAAAUUUUACAAGCGGGCAAAUCGAACCCGAAAACAAGGUGGAGUGACAGAAAGGGAGGCUGUUUAUGUAGCUAGCUUGCUAGCUGGCUAGGCUACAGGGUCUCUGACGAGGAGGACAAAACACUGAAGAAAAAUUCGACAAUCACCCUUUCCUGACGGAAAGGGCUACGGCUUUCCUCCUCCUGACAAGCCUGCCGUUAUGGCUCACCUCCGGGACUUGAGGAACCAGAACUCUCGUCUGGACCCAGAGGAGUACUUCACCAAGCUGGAGCGCAUUGGGAAGGGCUCCUUCGGGGAGGUGUACAAGGGCAUCAACAACCGCACCAAGGAGGUGGUGGCCAUCAAGAUCAUCGACCUGGAGGAGGCCGAGGACGAGAUCGAGGACAUCCAGCAGGAGAUCACCGUGCUCAGCCAGUGCGACAGCCCCUUCGUCACCAAGUACUUCGGCUCCUUCCUCAAGGGGACCAAGCUGUGGAUCAUCAUGGAGUAUCUGGGAGGGGGCUCAGCCCUAGACCUGCUGAAGCCGGGGCCUCUGGAGGAGACGUACAUCGCCACCAUCCUGAGGGAGAUCCUGAAGGGGCUGGAUUACCUGCAUUCCGAAAGGAAGAUCCACCGGGACAUCAAAGCAGCCAACGUGCUCCUGUCGGAGCAGGGUGACGUGAAGCUGGCGGACUUUGGGGUGGCCGGGCAGCUGACGGACACUCAGAUCAAGAGGAACACGUUUGUGGGCACGCCCUUUUGGAUGGCGCCCGAGGUCAUCAAGCAGUCGGCGUACGACUUCAAGGCGGACAUCUGGUCCCUGGGAAUCACAGCCAUCGAGCUGGCGAAGGGGGAACCCCCAAACUCAGACCUGCAUCCCAUGAGGGUCCUCUUCCUCAUUCCCAAGAACAAUCCACCCACCCUCGAGGGCACCUACAGCAAGCCUUUCAAGGAGUUUGUGGAGGCCUGCCUCAACAAAGAUCCCCGAUUCAGACCCACAGCCAAGGAGCUGCUGAAGCACAAGUUCAUCACACGCUACACCAAGAAGACGUCCUACCUGGCGGAGCUCAUCGACCGGUACCGCCGCUGGAAGUCGGAGGGCCACGGAGAGGAGUCCAGCUCCGACGACUCGGACAUGGACGGUGACGGGGACGACAGGGACCAGUGUCCCAUGUGGACCUUCCCCACAGUGCGGCCCAGCUCCCUGAACAAACUGCAGAGGAGCUUCAACAAUUCAGACUCAAAGAUGACAGAGGCAGUGAAGAGGCAGCCCAAGUCUCAGUGUCUCUCAUCGCUGAUCACACCCAUCUUCAGAGAGCUGAAGGAGAAGCGGCACGCGGGCGGCGGCAGCUUGGGCGCCGUCGAGGAGCUGGAGAACGCGUUCAGCCUGGCCGAGGAGUCCUGCCCGGGCAUCUCCGACCGCCUGGUCACGCACAUGAUGGAGAGAGUACGCAUGUUUUCACUAAACGGGAACACCACGCCCUCGUCGCGGUGAGACCCGGUGGCUGCCAUCCCACCACCCCCCCCCGCCCCCCCACCCUGGGAAAACCAUCUGGACAAACCCCUCCCUGCCCAUCCAGUCCCAGGUGCUUCUGGCUCCCAGAGACCAGAGCUCUCCUGCUCACCACCCCCUUCCACUCCCCACAGACCUUUUAAUUAGAGCUUACAAUCCAAUAUUUUUACACUUUUUCGUCAUAGAACUGUGAAUGUUUAAAAAAAAAACAAAUUUCAGGGGCUGUGUAUAAACCAUGAGGCCAUGUCAUACCCAAUAAACUCAACGGAGGUGAAGGCGG